This is a messenger RNA of Pyrgilauda ruficollis (rufous-necked snowfinch), 8763 nucleotides long. It is a transcript of the gene RNF150, whose product is annotated as ring finger protein 150. The record is from RefSeq and is a predicted model, not a curated record. NCBI's taxonomy places the organism in Eukaryota, Metazoa, Chordata, Aves, Passeriformes, Passeridae. The transcript has 7 exons. Bases 197 to 1495 code for a protein of 432 amino acids.
GAGACGGGGCCAGUCCGAGGAAAUCAAACGGCCCCGACAUGAAUUAGGCAGCGGCUGCAGAGGGGAGGGCCCCCUGCCCCGCUCGCUCGCUGGUCCCGCACGGCGCCGGCGGGAGCAGCGCCGCCCCGCUUGGAGCGGCGGCUCGGGGCGCGCACGCACACACGGACCGACGGCGGGAAGGCGGGGGGGCCGGCUGAUGAAGAUGGCAAUGUCUGUGAUCCAAGCGUGCCGCAGCCUGGCGCUCUCAACAUGGCUGCUGUCCUUUUGUUUCGUGCAUCUGCUGUGCCUGGACUUCACCGUGGCCGAGAAGGAGGAGUGGUACACGGCCUUCGUCAACAUCACCUACGCCGACCCGGCAGCCGGCAGUCCCGAGCUCCGCAGCGAGAAGAGCGAGUGUGGGCGCUACGGCGAGCAGUCGCCCAAGCAGGACGCCCGGGGGCAGGUGGCCCUCUCCGCCUCGCCCGCCGACCGCUACGCCUGCGACCCCGGCACCCGCUUCAACGCCCCGGCGCCGGGCAAGAGCUGGGUGGCCCUGAUCCCGCGGGGAAACUGCACCUACAAGGACAAGAUCCGCCACGCCGCCGCCCAGAACGCCUCCGCCGUCGUCAUUUAUAACGUGGGCUCCAGCAACGCCAACGAAACCAUCACCAUGCCCCACGCAGGCUUAGAAGAUGUUGUAGCAAUAAUGAUUCCUGAACCCAAAGGAAAAGAGAUAGUGAGCCUCCUGGAGAGGAACAUUACUGUGAUGAUGUACAUAACCAUCGGGACUCGCAACCUGCAGAAGUACGUUAGCCGGACCUCGGUGGUGUUUGUCUCCAUCUCCUUCAUUGUGCUGAUGAUCAUCUCCUUGGCAUGGCUGGUCUUCUACUACAUCCAGAGAUUCCGCUACGCAAAUGCCAGAGACAGAAAUCAGCGCCGGCUUGGAGAUGCUGCGAAGAAAGCAAUCAGCAAGCUGCAAGUCAGGACGAUCAGGAAAGGUGACAAGGAGACUGAGCCAGACUUUGAUAACUGUGCUGUUUGUAUCGAAGGCUACAAGCCCAAUGAUGUUGUCAGGAUAUUGCCUUGCAGGCAUCUUUUCCACAAGUCCUGUGUAGACCCCUGGCUGCUAGACCAUCGUACCUGCCCGAUGUGUAAAAUGAAUAUUCUAAAAGCUCUAGGGAUUCCGCCAAAUGCAGAUUGCAUGGAUGAUAUACCUCCAGACUUGGAAGCAUCCAUAGGAGGACCACCGACCAACCAGAUCACAGGAGCCAGUGACACUACCGUGAAUGAAAGCUCUGUCGCUCUGGAUCCCCCAGCCCGGACUGUGGGACCGCUACAAGUCAUCCAAGACGUAGACUCCUUUCCUCAGGCUGGUGAGAGUAACUUCACAACAAGCAAUGAACAGGAGCCAGCAAUCAGCAGUGAUUCAGAUAUUUCAUUGAUUAUGGCAAUGGAGGUUGGACUCUCCGAUGUGGAGCUUUCCACUGAUCAAGACUGUGAAGAGGUGAAAUCUUGAAAAACAGAGAUCCAACACUAAACUACAGGGGAGGGUCAUGGGUAGGGACUGAGUCAGCUUUCUAGGAUUUGGACCUGUCAUGCAUAUGCCUCCAGAGCACUGUCACUCCUGCGCACUCCAUGCUGAGAUGGUCAUGAAAAGCAAUAGCAACUGUUGUGUCUGCCUGGAUGCAGUUUCAUCAGCUACACACCUUUGUUUGGUUCACAUGGGAGGUGGAGACACUUCCAGUUUACCCACGUGCUUGAGAGCAGUCAUGGAACUCUCCAGGGGCUCAUAAACAUGCAACUGAAAUGACAGCUUGAGUGUUUUUUACACUUGUUCAAUCAAAUUUUUGUUGUGUUUUUUGAAAAGGCAUAUGUUUAUUUUGUUUGUUUGUUUGUUUAUAGUUUGUUAUGGAUGGACACUUUGUUUAUAUUGACUGACCCCAGCUUUUUCAAGAGUUCAGUUCAGAAACCUGAAUUCCCAUUCAUUGGUCACUUCAUGAUCUGACCAAGAUUUAUCAUUGCCUUGUUGUUUCUGCAUGAAUUACAUGUGGCUGGCUUCAGAAGGAUCAUGCACCAGCACCUGCAUUAAUGUAACACCUGCCUUCAUUAAGUGGCAGGCUUGGAAAUGGUAUAUUCUGAAGGCUUUUAUUUGUGAGAGAGGUCUGAAUUAGCAGAAAUUUGGGCUAAAAUGGCAUUAGUUUGUCUCUUAAAUUUCUGUUCUAGAUGAGUAUUGUACAGUGUGAAGGAGAGAAAGAAGAGCUUAAAGCAUCAGUCUAUCCAUGUAGUCCUAUCCUGUAUUUUAUGCUAUUCACAGGUGUCAGUACAUUCGUGUUCUUCCUCCAAGUGACAAUUCAGUAGCUGGAAAAAAAGAUCUAACAUAACAUCACUUCUUAAUUUUACAGACCAAAACCAGAUCAGUGGGCUAAAGGAGCAUCUGAGAGGUUUCCAGAGGCUGCUUAUUAACAGUUCCGCAAUAAGCGGGUGACAGUAUUCUCACAAAGGGUCUGGAGAUGCUGCUGUCAGUGUCAGAAAUUGCUAAGGGAGCAAGAGGCAACCAUUUGAAAUGUUUAAUUCCUGUUUUGCUUUGGGUCUUUUCUCUUAGUGUGUUUCAUUUCUCAUAUUUUGACAGCAGUUUUUGUCUGCUUGUUAUCUAAAAAGAGUUCAGGUAGUUUGUUGCCCUCCAGAGUGUCCCUGUCAAUGUUUUCAGAAGCAUAACAGAAUAUUUGCGAUUUGUGUACAGAUACAUACACCAAAAUAUAUUGUGGAGGGAAUUUGGGGAGGGAAUUGGAAAAUAAAAGAACUAAUAUAAAUCAAAACACCUAAAUAAUAAUGACCUGACAUAAUAAUUUAUUUCAUCCUGAGCUCUGCUUUCCAGGUAAGAGCUCAUUGUUAAUUGUUCAGUGUGUAAUUUGGUUUUUCAGUCAAAAUACUCAAAUGUGAAGAAGCUUACUGUUACACAAGAAUACAUAGUUUCUGUUGAGAGUCAGAUGAUUUGAAUCACAUUACUGCCUCCUGAGUCAGUCCACAGAAUCAACAAUUCAUCUUACAUUGAAAUUUUGUGCAGAGGUCAAACAUUUUGAUUUGGCAGUGUCAUGGCAGCAUCUCAAAAUGCAACAGUUGGGGCUCACUGCAUUUAAUCUCUUCGUGGAUUUACUUGUUAAAUGUGAAAACCAGCUUCUAGCCAAAAUUUUUGUUUGUCAGAUUUUAUUCAGGAACAAAUGUGUUUAUCCCUAAUCUUCAUUAUAAAAAGAAGGAAAAAAUAUUCUCCAUGCUCUUCUGUCCAUUUAGAACUAAUUAAACAUUUAGUUUAAUUUUGUUUUAUGUUCUUUGUCCCUAAAUUGCAGGGUAAUCUUGAGGUAAAGGUUUUAAACUGAAAGAGGGCAGAUUUAGAUUAGAUAUUAGAAAUAAACUAUUACUGUGAGGCUGGUGAGGCACUGGAAGGGGUUGCCCAGAGAAGCUGUGGAUGCCCCAUCCCUGGAAGUGUUCAAGGCCAGGUUGGAUGGAGCUCUGAGCUACUUGGUCUAGGGAAAGAUGUCCCUGGCUGUUGCAGUUCCUUUGGGGGCGCUCCCCAGGGAGUCCCCAGCGGGCCCCCUAGGCUGUGAGUUCGCUGGCAGCAGCAGGCAGGCAAGGAGACUCCACAUGGCUUCUGAGGGUGCUGAUUAGAUGAGGGUUUAUUUGGGGUUCUACCCCCGGGAGCAGCAUGGCUACUGAGGGGGGAAAGGGGAGGGAGGGGGAGAGAGGGGGAGCCUAGGGGAGGGAAGGGCCAAGAAGGCAUCUGUUCUCCCUUGCACAGUUUAACAGGGAGAUUCAAAGUGGGCACGGAAUAAGACUUGGGCCAGUGGGAUUACAGAUACAUGAUACUUCAGGGGAGGUUCACAGGCUUGGAAUAAACCAUACAUUUUCGAGAGGUGAGACAGAGCAUACCAUUUAACUAAAAUGCAACACCACACCUGGCCAUGGCAGAGGGUUUGGAACUAGGUGAUCUAUAAGGUCCUUUCCAACCCAAGCUAUUCAGUGAUUCUGUGAAAAUGACUCAUAAAUGUGCUGUUACAUCUUUAGAAGCUGUUGGAAUUAAAAUAUUUUUUCAAUUAAAGAGAUAGAGGCAGCUGGAAUUAUUGGUUAAAAAAGAAAGUUGCAGAUUGUUCCAGAGGGUACACUAGGUUAGUCUUGACAAUAUUUGUGGUUCUGUAAUCUUGUUUUCUUCAUUCUUUUGUGCCUGCUCUAUUCCUUGCUGCUGUGGAGAAGGCCUGACACAUCAAUGUUGAAAUUGAUCCCUACACACGAGAGUUUGCACAAGGUACUGCAUCAGCUCCAAUUAAGCUCUGUAAAUAAUGCUGAAAUCAGAUUUAAGUGGUGCUUACAUCAAAUUUUGACCCAGGAAUGAAAUUAAUUUCAAACAACUGCAGGGGAAGGAGUGAGGCUGGUUAUAUACAGUCAGGGCUCCUUACAGAAAGUCCACACACUGGUACAAUUUCUUCUGCAGCACUGGAGCCUGGGUGGUACAUGUCACAGGACAAACAUGAUGUCCAAGUUAUCAGUGAUCCUUUCACAUAUGCACACUGUAGCUCAGCACACAGGCAGAGAACUCCUGGCCAAACUGCUUGGAUUUCAGAGGAGCUGUCACAAAGUCUUCAUUUUAUUUCAUGAACUGAAUUAAGUUCAUCUCAAUGGAUAGAUUGACCAAUUAGCUGUUGCUGUAGCAGAACCACCCAGGGCACAGCAGAGCAAUCAAAGUCUGUGGAAAAGCAAGGCAGGAGGGAAAACUCCCAGCUGAUACUGAGCUGGGUCCUUUGCCCAGGAAAAUCAUUAAAGGGACCUGUGCUCAAAAAGGCAUCACAGAUUUGGUAAUUCAGAACCUGCAUGUCUUUCUGAGAGUUAAUAAGGAACUUUAUAGAGGUCUUGUGCUGUGCACACACUUUUCCUAAAUAUCCCAUGUUAGAUCAGGUCCCUCAGGGUCCACAGGUGGCCACUGGCAGAGGCAGGGUGCCAGGCUGGGUGAGUGUUUUUGACAUAUCACCAAUUACUGAUACGCCUUUUAGAAGAGGCAUCCUAGCAAAUCUGGGUCAGGAGUCUUUCUGCUUUUGUUUUCCCAGUUCUACCUGCAGCUUCAUUCAGGGAAGAUGUUGUUCCAUUCCUGUCCUCAGGUGUUCUGCAGAUCUGAGCACUGUUAAGUGAUGAUAAGGGCAAAGCUGGGUUACACAUCACUGAAGCCUGUACUUAGGAAAGCACUUAAGUAAAUGUUUUAUUCCGUCCUUCUUAAAAAAACCCACACUUAAUUUUGGACUUGCACCAAAAUUGCAUUAUUUUCAACAGGUCUUCUAUGAGCAUAAUUAAGCCCCUGUGUCAAAAAGAAAUGUUUUCCUGAAGCUUGACCUGACUGAAAAUAUCCUUUGCAUGUAUAACCUGUGAACUGCCUUGGGAAUUUGAGGUGCUUCGUAAACAUUAAAGAGCCCCUAAUGUGUGUUUGUAACACGUAUGAAAGCCUUAAUUCUGUAUAUCUGCAAGCCCAUGCACACCUUGGUACUGCUGCCCGCUAAGCCUGGGCUUUAAGUAGGUGGGGCUCAGCUGCUGGGGAUGCAGUACUGGCUGUUCAGAAGGGAGAGCAGCCUUUAGCAUGCAGCCAGGAAAGAACAAAGUCCUCUAGAGCCCCUUGACAAGCAAGUGUUCAUGGAUACAAUUCUGCAGGCUGGCACCAUGACUGAGUGGGGGGCCUCUCCUGCACAGGGGCAGUGGCCACGAGAUUGUGUGGGCUCCCAGGUAAAGGUACUCCUGUCAUUAAGUUCCUGUGCUUCUCCCAGCAAUUCCUGCCUUGUCAUCUGAAGCACUUUUCUUUUCCAUGAGCAAGUGGUAGGUGGGAGAAACAUUUGCCUUAGUGAGGCUCAUCAUCACUCAGGCUGGGUUGCAGGAUAAAACCUGGUGAGACAGAAACUGCACUCAGAGUGUACCUGGAUUUUCUUGGGUUCCACUAUGCUGCCUUCCCAAAGGUCUGUUCAAUAGGUAGUAUGCAUAGGCAGAAUUUUGCACUCACAAAUGACCUGAUGUGUGCAUGCAGAUGUGCAAGGCAUCAGGUCUACAUCCCCUCCCCACAGCUCACCUAUUCUGGUGGUGAUACAGAUAUGGCACUUACUGAGGGUUUGGGUUUUUUUAUUUUCUGACUGCUUAGAGCCCCAAAACCAGGAUCAGGACUAUCAUAGCACUGCAGUUCAUUCUUUAAGCACUCUAUAGAAUUAAAUUGACAUGUAUGCUUUAAAAGUGCAUUGAUGUGAGUAUGUACUGUUGUGAAAUCAGAAGCAGUUGUCAUUUUUAGGCCUUUUAUUUGAGGGAAAUUGUGGCACAAGGAAAAAGGCUUUAUGGAGGCAAUGUGGAAAAAGAAACUAUUGAAAUCACAUAUGAUAAGUGGUCCCUUGGAUUUCACUAAUGACCUCUGGAUCAAAUCCCAAGGAAGUCAUUGGAAGAAGAGCACUGAUGUUGGGGUGCAUCCAUUUCACAGGACUAAAAUGGCAGAGAAAUCCAGACUGUUCCUUUCCAGCCUGUCUCACAAGUGUUUGUACAAGGGUGAACAUUUGUUGCAGGGGAAGGAGAUCAUGGGAUCAAACUUGCACAGUGCUGCUUCCUCUCCUGUGUUUUGUGCUGCCAGUAUCUCUUGGAGCAGGUUGGAGAGGGGAAGGGAGCUUGCCCAAGUUCAGCUCCAGGGCUUGGAGAAAAGCAGGUCAUGGGCUUCCAGCAGGUUGGGGACAGCCAAGCUUCUUCGUGGCUAGUGGUGACCCUGGGACUGGAACUUUGUUGAUGAACACUGAGCCCAUGCAGACUCAUUUGUUUUGUAGAUGUAAAAAUGUGUGAGAGUAUUUGGCACAGGCAGCAUGACGGCAGUGAAUCGGCUUGGUUAGCGUGAGCAGGAAACACAACGUAGAGUAGUUUAGGGCUGAGGGAAAACGAGGCUGGAGGUGUUCACAGCUUCUUAAAUAGGGGAAGCUUUCACAGGCUUCUUAAAUAGGGGAAAUUGAUCCAAAAUAAGCACUGCUUUCAUUUUACCAAGCUGUUACCUGAACUAAUUGAUAGUUUCGGAGAAUGAGGAAUGUCAGAUGGACUGUUCAGGGAGAAUUUGUUUGUGAAACAGAUGGCAGCUGCAGGUUGGGACAGAGAGUGAGGGCAAGGGUGAGGGCUGCCCCUCUGCUGUGCCACUUACCCCGCUGGGCUGGACGCUCACUUGGCCCCUUUAUCUGCCCAUUUCUUUUUCAAGGAAACACCCUUCUAAGCAGGAGCUCUAUUUCAAAGGGAGAAAUAAAGAAAUGAAAGAUGUGAAUGUUGAAUGAAAAGCCAAUGUAUGAUUUUUCCAUCUGAAAUUAAUUUUGUCUCUCUCAAACAUUUUAAUUGUGAAUUGGUGGAAGUUAUUUCUUUCUGUAGUGAAUGGCAAAAGAAAUGAGAGAAAAAAAAGGAGUAAUAGUGUUUUCCCUUUCUUGUGUAUUUCUUGAUUCUUUGUCCUGAGUAGCAUUAAACACAAUAGCCAGGUCAAGAUGCUUGUUUGCUCUGAAUGUAUACAGUUAUUUCAGAUGUCAAAUAUCUAAAUGUUUUGUAUAUGUAUGUAAUGCCAUCCACAAUACUUGUUUCAUAGUAGGAACCUGAAAUGAUUGUACCAUUUUAUAAUCAGAUAUGUAAAGAGGGGACAGUGGGUGGGAGGGUCUGUUAUUUUUAUACCAAGAUGUUCCUUGUCUUUAGUGAACAUUUAAAACGGUUUUGUACUUGUCAAAAUAUACAUUCCAUCCAUUUCCAGAAGAGAAUUAUUUCUAUUUAGAGUAGUUUAUAAGCAAACCAAAAAAAAAAAAAAAAAAAAAAAAAAAAAAAAAAAAAGGUGGCAUCCCACUUAUAUGCAGUUCCUGAACAAAGCAGCAGUAUCCUGGUUUUCAGUGAUAGUUACAAAGCUAGCCAUGUCACUUCUCAAAUGCAGCAGAGCUAUACCAGCAAAUGCCAGUGUUAAAAAGGGAAUUAAAAUCCCGACUGAAGUAAAUACCACAUGGAUCAGUGCACAGCUUAACAAAAUAAGUUCAUUAAGUUGAGAGACAAUGGUCUGUCCCAGUGGAAUUCUCUAAAGUAAUCAGCCCUGCUCUGGACAGCAGGAGCAGAUUUACCAGGAGGCUUCAGCUCUCUGUCCCUGCCUGGCAGAGCCAGCAGGCUCAGCAAGCUGGGGGGAUGCUGGGUUGUUACACUUCUGCACUGUGGCUCUGGCUAUGCUGCAGCUUUGGUUUGGGAAAUACCUACCCAAAGGUUAUGGCAAAGUCAUACUGUGGCAUUUGCAUGGGCCAUCCUUUUUCUUGUAGUUGGCUUUUUCAUUCCCUCCCUUUCCCCGCUACCUGUGAUGUGCUGCCAAAGCUGUGCAGUAGCAGUUUGUGAAGAUUUUUUUUGCCUUUUUCCUUCUGUACAGUCUUGCAAAUAAACUUUUAACUCUUUGCUGACAUUCUAUAAUGUAUACAUCUUCCUCUCCAAUGCACUUUAUUUCUCUUGAAAAAUGUUGGAGUUGGAGAGCUACCAUUUUAAAGGGAUUUGCCUGAAAUCAUGAGACACAUACUUUUUAUUAUUUUGUGUCCUUUUUGCUUUGUUAGAUACUGUAAAUGCUAAAGAGCAUAGACAGUGACUCAGCUGGGGGAAAUGCCGAAAUGUUGAGGCUAAUAUUUGGAAGCAUUAAUCAGUAGUUCAACAUGGCUAUUUUUGUUAAAUAGAGGAUUAUAAUGUAAAUAUGUGAGACUGUGUUAUUACGUACUAGUAAAAUAUUGCAAUUCUCAAAGUUGA